Molecule: messenger RNA, 609 nt
Organism: Cladocopium goreaui
Lineage: Eukaryota; Dinophyceae; Suessiales; Symbiodiniaceae
Source: the annotation of a GenBank genome assembly
GCCAUUUUGCUAUGUUGUAGGCAGUGCUUGUACCUCCAUUGUCCGCAAGAACUGUGAGCUUCCCUCAUUCGAUGCCAUGGAGGACUAUUGUGGAGACUUAGUUGAGGAAAUGGAAAACUGGUUGUCAAGUGAUGACUUUGACCGCGCAUGGCGUGAAUGCUAUGCGCGUGCCACAGAUGUGCAGAAUGGGUUCCUUUUCAUCCUCUUUUUCCUUGUUUUGACCGUAUGUUCCACCACUUGCACUCAGGACCGCGCUUGCAAGGGGUCAACCGGACGAUCAGACAGAAACAUUUCUGAGACGCUUCUUCUGCAAACAGCUGCCAGCUUACACAACCACUUGCCUCUUGGCGCGUUGGAGCGAAUGAUUCCAGCACCUGAUGCGGAGUUCGUGAGGGGAGCCCUCGAAGCAGUGGGUGUUGAAGACCCUCGUCGAGCUGGUCUACAGGACUUGGAACACUUUGAAGCAGCACUGGUGGUGGUGUACACGCAUUUGGCGCACUGCGCUUCUUUAUUGGAGAGUGAGAUGCCAGGAAUGGCUCAUGCUAUUCUGACUGGAAAGAUUGACCCACGAGGUGCAUGACCAGCUGUCCAUAAGUGCAGCGGGUAAAA